UGAAAAGUUCUCAGAUCAAGUUCUGGUGUGGUUCCCCUUGUAGGGCAUACCCAUAGGGACUCUCACGCCAAAUUUCAGCUUAUUUGGUUGAAAACUGGCUUGUCUCAAGCGAGUUCAAGUUUACAUGGGAUUUACUAUGGGAAAUUUUGAAUUUUCGUUCAUUCGCUCCUACAAGUCUGGGGAAAACAUGUAGAAACUUCUAGGAUGGCCAGAAAUGAGCGGAAACGUCUGGAGAACAACUUUCCCUAAGAGACCAGGUCGAUUCGUUCAACCCCCAUCGAGCUCAACGGCAUUACAUUCGGGAACCCCGGAAUACUUGAAAAUUUACGCCGGGAUUGCUUCUUCUUGGCAGCGCAUGCUACGUAACUAUGAAUGGAUGACUUUUUUUUUGAAUGAUCAACACGACGCCAAACGUCAACGCGCUAAGAUGGAAGAAGGAAGCAAAGUUUCUCGGUCUUCCAACCAAACGUUUUUGGUGGGUUUUUUAGUUGAAACCCUAAAAUUGCACCGUAUGCCUUCCAACAGGGAGCUGCUGAGUGCGUUUUUUACAGAAAUCGCUUUGGAAAGAAGCCAAUUAAGGUUGCCGCUAAGGACAUUUCUCAGGAGGUUGCGUGUUCGCUGAAAGUACCUGAUUGGAAGAUUAAGAAUCAUUUAAUGGGCUUGUACAACGUUUGGAGAGGUAUUUUUUUAUUAUUUUCUUUUUGUAAAAUAAUUGAAAAUCAACCAAUUAUAGCACUUUUCAAGAAUAUGUCUAGAACUACAGCUAAAGCUCAGAAAGAUCGACAAGAGUUCGAAGCAAAAUUGCGAUUAUCGUGUGACUCUUCGUGGAGUGUAUGGAUUUUGUUUUACUCGAAUAAUACAUAAAUUUACAUUGUGCUAUAUGAAUUUUCUAGUCAAUUCGAGGACAAGAUGCACGCAGCGAUUUCGAUAGCCGAACAAGCUCAACAGACGGUUUGAUUGAAGCUAACUCCAAGCACGUCGAUCUCGGCCAGGAACAUGCUGUAGAUGAUGACGAUGCCGAUGACGUUGGCGAUGACGAUGACGAUGACGAUGACGAUGACGAUGACGAUGACGAUGACGAUGACGAUGGAGAUGGCGAUAAGAACAAGCUAUUUUUAGUGGGCAAAUUGGAUAAAAAUCUAAAUUUAGUCCAAAUGCCCUCCAACAGGGAAUUACUGAGUGCUUUGAUUUAUCGAAACCGCAUUGGAAAGAAACGUAUUGAAGAUGCCACCAAGGAUAUUUCCAAGAUGGUUGCGGGUUCCCUGCAUGUACAUUAUUGGAAGAUCAAAUCGCAUAUAAUUGGCUUGUACAACGCAUGGAGAGGUAUAUAUUUUUAACAUCUUAUUGUCAAAUAAUUGAAAAUCAAUCAAUUUUAGCACUCUACAAGAACAAGUCAAGAACUACAACUAAAGCACUUAUCGAUCGUAAAAAAUACAAGGCUAUGCUGCGAAUGUCGUGUGACUCCGCGUGGAAUGUACGUAUUUUGUUAAACUCGAAUAUUAUAUUCACAUUACAUUAUGCAAAUUUUCAGCCACUUGUCGUUCGGGAUUCAAACGAACCUACAGGCCGCGAUUUGGAAAGCCAAGCAAGCUCAAAAGAAGGUUCGAUUGGAGCGAACUCCAAGCACGACGAUCAGGGUCACGAACUUGCUGUAGUUGAGAACGAUGACGUUGAUGGUGACGAUGAGGAUGACGAUAACGAUGGCAAUGACGAUGACGAUUACGAUGACGAUGACGAUGACGAUGACGAUUACGAUGACGAUUACGCUGGGGCUCCUGUUCCGAGCACAAGGAAAAUGCAUUUUACCACCCCAAAAGUGGUCGAAGUACUUGAGCGAACUGGUAUAUCUAACCGAACGGCUGCGAUGCUUUUCCGAGCAUUAAUUCUGGACCAACAUACGAAGAGCAGUGAAGAAAAGGACUAUGUGUUGGACCACAACGCGAUCAGGAAAGCGAGGAUUAGAUACAGACGAGAAUGUGCUGCACAGAUCAAAAAGGACUUCAAACCGGAUGUGCCAUUAACCGUUCACUGGGAUGGUAAAAUAAUUCCUAACAACGUAACUGGGAAGAAAGAGGAACGGUUGCCCAUUUUGGUUACUGGCGAAGGCACGUCGAAGCUGCUCACAGUCGCAACCUUGCCGAAUGGAAAAGCGGAAGUGGGGACUGAAGCUAUCGCAGCGGCAGUCGAGGAUUGGGAUCUGACGGAUAAUUUGGUGGCCAUGAGUUUUGACACCACCAACGCAAAUUCUGGGAGUAAGGGUGGUAUCAUAACUCUUUUGCCUAAACUGCUCAAGAAGCCCCUGCUCGCGUUGGCGUGUCGGCAUCAUGUAACUGAGCUCGUUUUGAAGCAUUGCUACGAGCUGGAGGGCGAUGUGUCGCAGUCAGACAAGCUGGACAACUUCAAGAAAUUUCAAGAUCAGUUCAAUUCCAGGCUGGAGUCGUGCGAGGAGAUCAGUUACCGGAGUGUCCUGCAUGUUGCAAAAUUGGACCAGCUGACAAAGCCUUGGCGCCAGAACAUCCUGGACUUCUGUUUGGCCAGCAUGAAAGUCAAACAACCACGAGGUGACUACCUUGAACUUCUGGAGCUGGUUGUGUUAUUUCUUGGAGGAGAUACACAGGACGGAAUUAAAUUUCGACGGGCUGGAAGUGUAAGCAGGGCUCGCUGGAUGGCAAGAGCGAUCUACAUUUUAAAAAUCUGGAUGGUAAAUCUUAACGUGGACAACAUUGAUCUGAACCUCAUGAACCACUUUGAGAAGUUGGCGUUGUUCAUUUCAAAGUGCUACGUGAAAUAUUGGUUCAGCUUGGAUAAUGCGGUAAGAUAGUAUUUUUGAGAUAUUACUAAUAUACUAACCGUUCAAACAAAUAUUUACAGAUCACGGCGCCUCGAAUUGACAUGGAAUUUUGGAGAUCAAUUUCGUGUUUCGAUUACCCAGAUUAUGCCAGAGCAGCAGCCCGUUCUUUUGAGAAGCACUUAUGGUAUCUCUCACCGCGCCUAAUCGCUUUGGCCUUUU
Molecule: messenger RNA, 3010 nt
Organism: Culex pipiens pallens (northern house mosquito)
Lineage: Eukaryota; Metazoa; Arthropoda; Insecta; Diptera; Culicidae
Exons: 2
Coding region: 1316-2821 (501 amino acids)
Source: RefSeq, a predicted model, not a curated record